Messenger RNA from Exophiala viscosa, 916 nucleotides. Its product is annotated as GTP-binding protein RHO3. The coding region runs from base 107 to 715 and encodes 202 amino acids. The transcript has 4 exons. Gene Ontology annotation, biological process: small GTPase-mediated signal transduction. Gene Ontology annotation, molecular function: GTP binding; GTPase activity; protein kinase binding. Lineage: Eukaryota; Fungi; Ascomycota; Eurotiomycetes; Chaetothyriales; Herpotrichiellaceae. Gene Ontology annotation, cellular component: cytosol. The record is from RefSeq and is a predicted model, not a curated record.
CUGCGGACCUCGCUCCUUUUAUUACCUCGCAUCCUCACAUCCGAGGUAAACAUUUUGGGCCUGGUACGAAAUAAACAAUAAACGAUCGCAAUCAAUCUUGCCCUCGAUGCCUCUCUGCGGCGGAAACAAGGUCGUUCAGCGCAAGCUGGUCCUACUAGGAGAUGGCGCUUGCGGCAAAACGAGUCUAUUGAAUGUCUUUACGCGAGGCUUCUUCCCGACCGUUUACGAGCCAACGGUAUUCGAGAACUAUGUCCACGAUAUCUUCGUCGAUAAUAUACAUAUGGAAUUGUCACUCUGGGAUACGGCGGGACAAGAAGAAUUCGAUAGGUUGCGAUCAUUGUCCUACGACGACACGCAGGCGAUAAUGCUAUGCUUCAGCGUUGACAACAAAGGAUCCUUGGAAAACGUCGGUACGAAAUGGAUUGCUGAAAUCAAUGAACACUGUCCUGGCGUCAAGAUUGUGUUGUGCGCAUUGAAGUGUGAUCUGAGGGAAGAGCACGAGAAGGAGGAAGAUGAACCCACCGCUCCCUCAAGACCGAUGAUUCAAUAUAACGAGGGCCUAGAGGUGGCCAGAAAGAUUGGCGCCCUACGAUACCUGGAAUGCUCAGCCAUGCGAAAUCGUGGUGUCAACGAAGCUUUCACAGAAGCAGCCAGAGUCGCCCUCCAAGUAAAACCUGCUCGAUCGAAAGAAGACUCGAAAUGCACAGUCAUGUGAAAGAGCACCACAGCCAAUCUCCGCCCUGGCAGCAUUCGACCACUGCAGACAGUCUGUUUGGGUCGGUGUUAUUCUUUCUGGUUCCUCCAGCCCUUUUCAUCCAUCUGUAAAUACCCUCGCUCAGCCUUGUUUUUGGUCGUCACAUUGCUGUCGGCGAAUUUGCGUUGUUCAGCGAUUUUCUUUGGUUCCAGCCUCGAUUGG